AUGGCUUUGAUUUCUUAUGGGUUCAAGCAAUUUUCCCUUCUUUUCAACUCACAGAUAAUCCAGCAAACCUUGUUGGAUGUAGGGGUUCAAUUCCCCUUCUCCUUUGCUGAGCCCAUUUCCCGAUCGGGUUUGAUCGCCCUUUGCAUCGUUUCUCUGAUCGAUGCGGUCGUUUGGUGGUUCAUGGGUUGCAUUAUCUCCAAGCACGUAGAUAAAUCAACCGCAUCACCCGUUUAUAAACUUCAUCGGACAAAACCCACCACCACUAAAUCCGCCACUGUUGCCGCCGCCACCGAGAAGGGUUCUGUUGUGACCCUAGACACUUCAGUAGCGACGCUCGAUCAUGAGAAGAAAGGGGAUGAAAAAUUAAAGGAUCGAAGUCAAGAUAUUAAAAAAUCGAAAAAAGGGAGUUCCCAAGGAGGGAAGGGUUCUUUCAGAUUAGGGUUUUCUCAACGAUAUGUUGAAGCUGAGCAGGUUGCCGCCGGCUGGCCUUCUUGGCUCAGUAGUGUGGCCGGUGAGGCCAUUCAUGGAUGGGUGCCUCUCCGUGCUGAUUCCUUCGAGAAGUUGGAGAAGAUUGGACAAGGUACAUACAACAGCGUGUUUCGUGCUCGAGAAGUUGAGACAGGAAGGAUGGUUGCAUUGAAGAAGGUUCGUUUCGAUAAUUUUCAACCGGAGAGCAUUAGGUUUAUGGCAAGGGAAAUCAUGAUUUUGCGCAGGCUUGAACACCCAAACAUCAUGCAAUUAGAAGGCAUAAUUACUUCCAAUAUGUCUAACAACAUUUACCUUGUAUUUGAAUACAUGGAACAUGAUCUUGCAGGACUAGUGUCUAGUCCUGAUGUCAAGUUCAGUGAGGCACAAGUUAAGUGCUAUAUGAGACAACUUCUAUCUGCAAUUGAGCAUUGCCACCUUCGGGGUAUAAUGCAUAGAGACAUUAAAGCAUCCAAUAUUUUGGUAAACAAUGAAGGAAUUCUGAAGUUAGCAGAUUACGGAUUAGCAAAUGUCAUAAACUCGAGAAACAAGCAAGUGCUAACAAGUCGAGUGGUGACGUUAUGGUAUCGCCCUCCUGAGCUACUAAUGGGUUCAACAGAUUACGGAUUACCUGUGGACCUUUGGAGCAUAGGAUGUGUAUUUGCAGAAUUGUACUUGGGAAAACCCCUUCUUAAAGGAAGAACCGAGGUUGAACAAUUACACAAGAUAUUCAAACUUUGCGGCUCUCCACCUGAAGAGUUUUGGAAAAAAACAAAGCUUCCUCAUGCAGCUAUGUUCAGACCCCAACAUGCAUACGAAAGUUCUCUACAUGAAAAGUGCAAAGAAUUUGCACCCUCCGCAGUGAGUCUAUUAGAAAAUUUUCUUGCCAUUGAACCUUACAAGCGUGGGACUGCCUCUUCUGCUCUCAUGUCUGAGUAUUUCAAGACGAAGCCAUAUGCUUGUGAUCCAUCUACCUUACCUAAGUAUCCACCAAACAAAGAAAUGGAUGCCAAAAAUCGUGAAGAUGCACGAAGGAAAAGGGCGAAUGCAAGAGCAAAAGAGAUAGAGACAACACAAAGGCCUAGAAGAGUCAAAAAAAAAUUCCAAGAAUUCAAUAGCCAUAAAGUGCCAAUCAAAGAGGAAGUAGAAGAAAACAUUCAAACUUUUCGACAGAAUGGCAACAAUACUAACAAUCUUUCCAAAGAACAAGGUGACAUUUUCCAAAGAGAGCCUCAGAAGCAACUAUAUGAUACAACAUCAGAGGCUUCCCAGGUCGCAACUGCACCAAAUCAAAGAGGAGAUAGCGCAUUCACAGCCCCAAUACCAGUCUCGGUAUCUAGUGGUUUUGCUUGGGUAAAGAAGCGAAAGGAAGCUACAUCUACAAUAUCAGAUGGUCUUAAGAGCCAAAUAAGUGCUUUGGAUCCAUCUUUUGCAAAUUACACCUUUAAAUUAACAAAAAAACAAAAUGGAUACACAAACAUUCCAGUUAAUUCAGGCGUGCAGGACUAUGAAAUUCGAAAACAGCAAAGAAGAAAACAUGAUUUUCCUGAGUCUUUUGAUGCAUCUGAAGCAUACCCAUUCUUGAAUAUUUCCAAUGAAUUAUAUCCAAAACCACCAUCCAAUGCCACAACCAAUCUUGACAAUGAUGAUACAGAAUCGCAUAUUGAUUUCUUAGGUCCUCUCUUAACAAAACCCCAUAGAAUAGAUGAACUCGUGCAAAAAAAUGAAAGUCACAUCCAACGAGUGGCUCGAAAAUCCAGAUUCGGAAGAGAUAAAUGAUUCAUUCAUUAUCCAAUGCAAUAGUCAGAUGAUAGGCGUACAUAUAAAACCAUACUUAGCAACAACAGUUCCAAGACCUACGUCCACAAUAGAGCUCAGAUUGACAAUUGCAACUUGACAGCAAAAACAAGCGAAAGGAAGCAGAAAAAGAAGAAGCUUCUACAAAUAUAUAUACAUUUAUUUGAGAUUUUCAGAUAAGUUUAAUGAAAA
Benincasa hispida (wax gourd) is the source of this 2454-nucleotide messenger RNA. NCBI's taxonomy places the organism in Eukaryota, Viridiplantae, Streptophyta, Magnoliopsida, Cucurbitales, Cucurbitaceae. The record is from RefSeq and is a predicted model, not a curated record.